ACGAUGUAGUUGUCAGAUUUGCUAAUAAGGGACACUUCGAAAGAGGUGCUUCGCAGGAGCUAAGGCUUGAAGACCGCACAGAGGGAACUGCGGCGUCUCGGCUGACGAGUUGAGUGGGCAGUCAUUUGAGGCCCGAGUGACAAUGAGGGCUUUCAUCACGGCAGUACUGUUGCUGUCCGUGACGGCACUGAUCUACGGUGAAGAAGCAACAUCGCAGUCACCUACGCCGACGGCGGAACCAACCUCCACUAAAACAUUAGCAAAGCUGAAGAAUGAUACAGAAACUAAAAAAACUACUGCAUCCGCUGAGAAAGCCAAAAGUUCUGGUGUGGCUAAAGGCACACAAACUACUGAUGCCAAAUCCAAGGUAAUGCAAACAGACAAAGUCAAGGAGAUCAAGGCAGACAAACCUCAGCCCGCAGCGGCUAAGGCAGUACCCACGAUGAGCGUAAAAAAAGGCAGCAUGCAUAAACAUCGCCCCAUGCAUGAUGAACCAGCCAAAGCAUCAAAUAAGAAAAAACCAGAUCUUUCAAAAACAACAGCAAAGUCCAAAUUGGCGGGAAAAGCAAAUACCAGCGAUUCGACGAAGGGGGUGUCUGCUACAGUUACAGAUCCCCCGGACACCAAAGGAAGCGGGUUGUCUACCAACCUACCAAACUGGAGGCUGGUUACUGUCGUCGUUGCAGUAGUUACUGUCAUUUUGAAUUUGAUAUAAAGGGCUUAAAUAUUUUAUUGCAAUAUAUUUUUUAUCAAAUGAGAAAACCAGUCGGUCGGGAUUGUGGUGCAAUAUACUACUGAUCUUUAGGGUAUCUAUCUACUUAAAUGUCUUCAAGACAGCAGUUUUUGUGGAUGGUUUCAUUUUCCUCGCACUGAUAGAGGCAACGACCACGGUGCCUUAUAUCACAAUCACUAUUUCUAACUGUAUAUAUCCUUGUUGUUAAAAUUCUUAACGUUAAUUAUUUAUUAAUAUGUUAUAUGAUUUACUCGGUUUAUGAAGUUAUUUAUCAGAAAAUUACUCAUGUAUUUUUGUUUUGUUUUAAUUAUAUAUAUAUGAUAAACUAAAUCAUUUAAUUAAGACAUUUCCAUCUUGAUUUCUGUGACUGAUGGCAGCAUAUGAUGUUCCGUGUGACGUCUUAUGGUGUUCAGUAUGACGUCACAGAAAUGGACAUAUCCAUAGUUCCUAAUACCUUUAUAAAUAAAAAACACAAAACUCUUUCAAUAUUCAUGAGAUAUCUCUGCCAAAAGCAGAAUCGAUGGUACAAUGCUGACGAUUCCGAUGUGUUAUGAAUCACUGGCAAAUAGUGAUGCUGGCAGGUGUUCGCGAAAAGGUCAGCGUAUCCUCAAAAGUUUUUGAAAACCAUACUUAUUUUAAUACCUGUGCAAACACAUGCUUUGUGUGGUUAACGUAAGAUAUCUCGUGCAAUCUGUAAAGUAAAUCUGUUUAUUAUUCAUUUACUGAAUAAAGUACGCGACUGGAAUGAAGUCUUGUAAAGAAACAUUGAGGGUUUCGUCACAUCGACAUGAACGUUGUCUUGUAAGUGCGUCAUCAAUGUACAUAAAAUAACAGGUUUUCUAGAAACGUUCAACUCUAUAAUGCAUAAAAAUACCUGCUUAUUCUGCUGUCACUCUACGUUGCUUUUUCUCGGUCUCCGCGAAUAGCAUUAAUGUGAAAUGGCUGUGACAUAGCUGUAACAAUGCUGACGUUACUUGGGUUCACCGAUAUGUCGUUGUCAAGCUCAACUUGGUAGGUAUGCUUUUUCUAAAAUGUUACAUGUUGAUAAUUAAUACCCGGAAUUUUUAAAUGCUUGUACAUAGCAUUGUUGUUAUGAAUAUGCAUAUGUGAUGGACAAUGGAUAAUAAAUAAUAAAGAUUG
This is a messenger RNA of Haliotis rufescens (red abalone), 1873 nucleotides long. RefSeq lists its product as uncharacterized. NCBI's taxonomy places the organism in Eukaryota, Metazoa, Mollusca, Gastropoda, Lepetellida, Haliotidae. The transcript is spliced from 8 exons. The record is from RefSeq and is a predicted model, not a curated record. The coding region runs from base 143 to 715 and encodes 190 amino acids.